Cavia porcellus (domestic guinea pig) is the source of this 3143-nucleotide messenger RNA. It is a transcript of the gene Cdnf, whose product is annotated as cerebral dopamine neurotrophic factor. Gene Ontology annotation, biological process: dopaminergic neuron differentiation; neuron projection development. NCBI's taxonomy places the organism in Eukaryota, Metazoa, Chordata, Mammalia, Rodentia, Caviidae. Bases 135 to 698 code for a protein of 187 amino acids. The transcript is spliced from 4 exons. The record is from RefSeq and is a predicted model, not a curated record. Gene Ontology annotation, cellular component: endoplasmic reticulum.
GAACCAAUAAAAGCUCUCAGUUGAGCUGCGUCACUCGUCCUAGCAACUGCGGGCAGAUUCUUUCUUGCCUAGAGCUAGGCACAGAGUUUGCGUUGGUACCCUCGGGCGAUCGGAGAGCAAACUGCUUUCUCGGCAUGAGGUGCGCGAGCUCAGCUGCCGUGGUUGCCUUCUGCGCCGGGCUGUGGGUCUCAAACCCGGCGCUGGCGCAAGGCCAGCAGCCCGCCGGACGGCCGGGGUCUGGCUGUGAAGUGUGCACAGAAUUCUUGAACAGAUUCUACAACUCCUUGAUAGCCAGAGGAGUUAACUUUUCCCUGGACACCAUAGAAAAAGAAUUGAUCAACUUUUGCUUAGAUGCCAAAGGAAAAGAAAGCCGUCUGUGCUAUUAUCUAGGAGCCACAAAAGAUGCAGCCACCAAGAUUCUAAGUGAAGUCAUCCGCCCCAUGAGUGUGCAUGUGCCUAUCAUGAAGAUUUGUGAGAAGCUGAAGAAGAUGGACAGCCAGAUCUGUGAGCUGAAAUAUGAGAAGCAGCUGGACUUGGCUUCCGUGGACCUUUGGAAGAUGAGAGUAGCAGAGCUGAAGCAGAUACUGCAAAGCUGGGGGGAAGAGUGCAGGGCGUGUGCGGAGAAAACGGACUACGUGAAUCUGAUCAGGGAACUGACCCCCAAGUAUGCACCGAGGCACCCCAGGACAGAUCUGUGACUUGGCUGCUGGGCCACUGUGGAUUUUAACUAGAGAAAGUAUGAUGCUGUAGGCAUGUUGGGUGAGCAUGAACCAGGAAGUGCACUGUUCUGGGUCUCAGAUUCUCAUCUCAAUACUGUACCUCAGAAUUUUGUUAGGUUUACGAGUAAAAUGACAAAUAUUAGGUUUAGAGUGCUAAAACCUAAAGUGCCUUUCUCCUAAUUUUCUUAUACGGACUAUGUAAGUGCUGCCUAACUCCUAAAAUGGAGGAAAGUGAGUUGCUAAAAGUUGACAGAAUAAGCCAGUUCUAAGAGUUAAGACCACGUACAUAAGCUCCUUGUUUGCACAGUUUUAAAAUUAUAUUAGGCAAGGACAAAAGAAACAAUAGUAGUAGCUUAUUUAAAUAAUUACUUAACGUAAUAAAACAGUUGAUUUUUUAAAACUAAAUUUUUGCCAGGCGUGGUGGUGUAUACUUGUAAUCCUAGCAUUUGGGAGGCUGAGGCAGGAGGAUCACAAAUUGAAACAAUUUAGUGACUUAGUUGUUGGGAGCCAUUGAAGCUGGAAAUUGACCACAUGUGCAAGGCUGAAGCAUGACCAUCCCAAGAACAGAGUGCCUGGGGCAAGCCACUCCAAGUAGCUGCUUCAGCCCAGAGAACACCCAGCCCUAAGACAAUCUGAAGAGUAGGUUUGCUAGGACAACAGGGUGUCCUGUGACACUAAGUUGCUGAAAGGUAUGAUAAACACCCUUGCAAUGAGAGGCCAGUUCCUUUCCUCCAUCAGGAGAGUAAGGCUCCACCUGACCCCAGCUGUAUCUCUUCUUUAUUUUUUCGGCCUCUCAUGGUCCUUCCUUCAAGAAUCUCAAGAGCCUCAUGGGUUGCAGCACUUAUCAAGGCCCUGUCUCAAAAAAUAAUAAGGGCUAGGGAUGUGGCUCAGCGCAAAGGCCCUGUGUGAAUCUCUAGUACUCAAAAUAAAUGAAAUGAAGUGAAAUAGGCUAAGGAAGCCAUGGUGAAGGGUUCUCUUUGGGUGGCAGGGAUGCCCCAGAGCAGUGUUCCCUUGGAACUUUCUGGAGUGGUAGGAAUGCCUUACAUCUGAGUGGGAUGGUGACAAAUGCAAUUAUCAUACUCACCCAGGAGUACAAUAAAGAGCUGAAAUGUAAAUCAUAUGUAAAGUUGUUGGAAAAUGGAGUCAGAAUGCCUCGUUUGUUUAAAGGAUCGUAUGCACUGCCAAAAGUCCAUGUCAGGAGUGGAGAAAACUGUUCAGACUAUAAGCAUACACUGAAAGUGCUGUAUAAUGUUCACUUUUAGCAGGGAGUUGUGGCACACGCUUGUGGUCCCAGCCCUGGGGAGGCUGAGACAGAAGGAUUGUGAGUUUGAGGCCAGCAUGGUUAAUUUAGAGAAAACCUGUCUCAAAGAAAGUAGAAGAAGAGAAAUGGGAAGAAAAGAAAAGAAAAAAGAAAAGAGAAGAAAAUGUAGUUUAUGUUUCAUUGCUAGAGAGGUGAAUGAAUUUUCAACUGGGAAGUUAGGAUGUAACCAAACUUGUCAGAAAAUUAGUGGUCCGAAGGAGAUAAUGUAUUGUGCAGAAUGGAACUAAAAACAUGAAUAAAAAGUUUUGCUGUAAGAGCAGUGGCCAAAGUGGUUGUUGUUCAUGAAUUCUGUUCCCUUGGUCACCAUGGGUAAAGCACCCACUUUAUUUUGAAUUGUAUCUUUAAAAAGCCCAAAAUUAGUUUUUUUUCUUAAACUUUAUGUAACCUAUUUUUAUUUUUACAUUUUAAAUGUAAUUUAAAAUAUAUUUUCACAUUUUAAAUGUAAUUUAAAAUAUAUUUUUACAUUUCAAAUGUCACUUGAAAAUAAUAGGCCUGAUCUCAAAAUUGGGUCAUAUUUCUGUGUCAUUUUUUGGUUUAUAUGUAACUAGGUAAUGGGAAUACUGCCCGAGGUCAUUCAAAUCAGUGAGGUAUAUUCUGGUUCUUCAAAGAGAAUUUACAUCAGUGCUUCUCAAACUUCUUAAUUUGUACAUAUACAUCAAAGGGGAAGGUGGGGGCUGCAAACAAUGUAGGUCUGACUAGGUGGGUGUGGGGGAUCUGGGCGUCACCAUUCCUAACAAGGCCCCGGGAGAUGCCUGUGCUGCUGUUCCAAGAGUUGCACUGUAAGCAGUAAGGCCGUGGGUCCUGUGAUAGAAUUUGGCCUUUGUCAGUCUGUCUGUUACGUUUUGUAUAGAGGUGAAUAUAGCAACAAAAAUGCACAAGAGCUUAUUCUUCCAUGCAGGCAGGCAGCUCACAGAGGUAGGUUGUCCCCCAUGAACCUGGCAACUCCCCGAAGCCAUUCAGGACUCAGUAUCACCUCUCUGCCUCCCGUCCUGUAGGCAGGUUUCAUUCAAGUUGGCUGCUGGAAUUCCUGUAAAGUGUGUACCACCACGCCUGGAUGGCCACUGUUUCACAAUGCGUUUGAAAUAAAACAAAAAAUUUUCUUA